AGGUGGCGCUGGGUCUGCUGGAGUUGACCUUCCCGAUCCACGAGGCCAUCACCCAGGAGGACUUCAAGGACUUGGCCAGGGCCGAGGCCGCCAGACAGCGCAUGCAGGACGUGGCGGCCCUGACGCGGCAGCUGGGGGACCUCUUCGGCAGGGGUGGCCUGAAGCCGAGGGCCAUGAAGAGCAGCGGGGGCGACGACCCGCUGGCUCCGCAGGUGAUGAAGAUGCUGGAGAAGUCCGUCAACAAGCAGAAGAAAAAGGACAAGAAGAAGGGCGGCGCCCCCUCCGCGGACCCGGGGGCCGAGGUCCAGAACGCCGCGCGCGCCGCCUGGGAGGCCGCGCAGGGCCGCUGCAGCCAGCUGCUCGGAGAGGAGGUCUGGGAGGGGCUGGGCUGGCACCGCGGCCUCUUCGCCUUCAGCUACGUGCGGCUCGGGGUCGAGCGGCGGGACGCGGGCACUUCCGCGGAGGCUGGGAGCGGCGGCGGCGAGGGCGAGGGCGCUGCGCCGCCGCGCGGGGCGAUGCCGCCGCCGCUGUCGUCAGAGGCGUUCUCGGAAGCCAUGCGCGGCUUCCGGACCAUGCUGGACGCGCAGGGCCCCGUGCUGGCCGACCUCGUGGACCCGGCGGAAUGGAGGGCGGCGGCGGACGGGCCACACCAGGACCAGACGGCCCGCAUGCAUUACCAUGGCAUCUACACGAGCACGCACCUGCGCGCCCUGAAGUACCUUGCCGAGCUGAGCUACUGGCGGUGGAAGCACGCCGGUCAGUCAGGAGAGCACGCCAGGCUUUCCGCGCUGAUCAACAGGAAGUUCGUGCACGUGGUCCGCCACCUCAUGCCCGGCGCCGGGUGGACCGCGGACGUCGAGUACGACCGCAUCGUGGAGAUGGAGGCCCAGCUGUCCUGCUCCGACUUCUCCGCCGGCCUGGGCGCGGGCCCGGCGCCGAAAGCGAAGAAGGCGCCCUGAGCCGCCCGCGGCGCUCCGCUCCCCUGAGGCCCCGUGCGGGGUGGGCCGACCUGCCCCGUCUCCGCCUCAUCCAGGUGUGGAG
This is a messenger RNA of Prorocentrum cordatum, 1041 nucleotides long. NCBI's taxonomy places the organism in Eukaryota, Dinophyceae, Prorocentrales, Prorocentraceae. The record is from the annotation of a GenBank genome assembly.